Messenger RNA from Dreissena polymorpha, 1290 nucleotides. RefSeq lists its product as uncharacterized. The transcript is spliced from 8 exons. NCBI's taxonomy places the organism in Eukaryota, Metazoa, Mollusca, Bivalvia, Myida, Dreissenidae. Bases 302 to 1246 code for a protein of 314 amino acids. The record is from RefSeq and is a predicted model, not a curated record.
UGUUGUUUUCGUGACCACUGGAGGGAAUAAAUCUACUUUUCGUUGUCGAAUUUAAAUUCUAAAUUUGUUUUGUACAUAUCCAUAAACUCGCGACUAUUCGCGUAUCUUAUUUCACUUAGACUGUUCGCCAAUUAUGUGAAAACAAAACAUUCUUAAAGCUAUUGUUCUCCGGUGAAUCCGAAAUGGUUACAUGGCUCUUUAUUAACGUAUUGAUAAGACAUUUUUGUAACUACAACAUUAAAGGGCAAUUCAAGCGGAGAGUCGUUGAACACAGACUCGUUGUAGUGAUUUACUUGUUAAGAUGUUCAUAAUUAACUAUGCGAUAUGUUUAACAGUUUUUGGGCUUUCCAUCAGUAAAGUUUAUGGACAAUGCACAUUCACGGACCCAUUCUUGUCAAGCACGUGGCUGGACAAUACAAAGGACACAUUAGUAUUUACCACUAACCAGAUGAGCGGUUGGGCGUUUAACGCUUUGAGGACUACUGGCAACCCUCUCAAAAUAAACACAUGGCAGUGCGUGGACUACGUGCCAGACAAGUACCUCGUGCUAAGGACCAUUGCAAGUUUCACUGUAGACAUUUUGGGUACCAACACUCCAAGGUUGCACGCAUAUCUGUGCAUGAAACUCACCAAGAUCACUAACACAUCUUACAUUUACUAUCAACAAAACGCACAACGAUCGAGACUCGGCUAUGAACGUCUUCACGUGACUUCCAACGCCUCUCUCACGAACUAUACACAAGUAUGUGACGACAGCAUCACGGUACCGACCACAGAGUAUCACGUCAUCAUCAAGUCAGGUCAAGCCGCUAACUCGGUGAUCACGUGCCCAGACAGUCUGCUGUUCUCUGCAGACUACUAUGUUACCGGCUCGGACGGGACGAGUAACUGUACGAAUACAAAUGACGUGUGGGACGUAUGCAGUAACAUCACACAGAUGACGUUCAAUUACUCCACGUGCUCAACGCAAGUGAUGUUCUCUGCUGGCGGUGUGCUCUCGUGUGUGGCCAACGUCUCAUCGGGCGGUUACGACUACGUCACAGUGUACAAUCAGGACGCCACCCUCACCGGCACAGCCACUAGAUUUGCAUGCAUUAGCACCUCAGGGCGGUACUCCUCGGUGGCCCCUGGAAACUGCACCGCCACCCAGACCCCGUGGGCCGUCCCCGUGAAGGCGGACCAGGUUACGAAAGUAGGCCAGCUGCUUGUCAUCACCAAUUACUAUCAAACCUGUUGUAAGUAUUAAAGCUUGAAUAAAUGAACCAUACAUAGAACUUUUAUCAGAACGGG